UACCAACUCUCAGACAGUCUCUAUCCCGAACCCGGUCAAUAACGUUUGUUCAAGAAAAUUCUUUGCUAGUCAACAAUUAAAAUGUCUUUGAAGAAAGUUAGCAUCGAUUCAGUCCCAUUGUCUGGACAACGAGUUUUGAUUAGGGUGGACUUCAACGUUCCCAUGAAAAAUGGAGCCAUUACUAAUACCCAGCGCAUUGUUGCAGCUCUUGAUACUGUUAAAUAUGCACUUGAGCAAGGAGCUAAGAGUGUUGUUUUAAUGUCUCACUUGGGUCGCCCUGAUGGUCAUAAGGAAGACAAGUAUUCAAUGAAACCCGUUGCACCAGUUCUUAAGGAAUUGUUGAACAGGGAAAUCACUUUCCUGGAGGAUUGUGUUGGAGCUGAUGUAGAGGCUGCCUGUGCUGACCCAGCCCAAGGCUCAGUCAUUCUUCUUGAAAACCUCCGCUUCCAUGUUGAAGAAGAAGGCAAAGGUGUUGAUGCUGCUGGAAAUAAGAUAAAGGCUGCUAAAGAGGACGUUCAAAAAUUCCAAGAGUCCCUGCGCCGGUUGGGUGAUGUUUACAUCAACGAUGCUUUCGGAACAGCUCACCGAGCUCAUGCCUCGAUGUUGGGAACGGGAUUCGAUGUUCGAGCGUCCGGUUUCCUCUUGAAGAAGGAGUUGGCUUAUUUCGCCAAAGCACUUGAUAACCCUGAACGUCCAUUCCUGGCUAUUCUUGGUGGUGCUAAAGUUGCGGAUAAAAUCCAGUUGAUUGGCAACUUGCUUGACCAAGUUAACGAAAUGAUCAUCGGUGGUGGCAUGGCGUACACUUUCCUGAAAGUCAUCAACGGCAUGCAGAUCGGUAACUCGUUGUUCGACGAGGAAGGAUCCAAAAUAGUCAAGGAUUUGGUAGCCAAAGCAGAGAAAAAUGGAGUGAAGCUUCAUCUUCCUGUCGACUUUACUUGCGCAGACAAGUUUGCUGAGGACGCUGCUACACAGUCCGCCAGCGUUGAGUCUGGAAUUCCCGAAGGUUGGAUGGGCUUGGAUUGUGGACCAAAUACAAUUGCACACUUUGUAGACCCAAUCCAAAGAGCCAAAACAAUUGUUUGGAACGGACCUGUGGGAGUCUUUGAAUUCGAGAAAUUUGCCACUGGUACAAAGGCUGUCAUGGAUGCUGUUGUUCUUGCGACCCAAAACGGCGCCACUACUAUCAUUGGUGGAGGAGACACAGCGACCUGCGCUGCCAAAUGGGGAACAGAGGACAAGGUUAGCCAUGUCUCUACUGGAGGUGGAGCCUCUCUAGAGUUGUUGGAAGGCAAAGUUCUGCCAGGCGUCGCCGCGCUUUCUGAUGCAUAAAUAUGAUGUCACUUCUUAAAUUUUAAUCAAACCCAAGCAUCAGUCGUUCUUUCAAUUGGCAAUUUAGUAGAGAUUUUGUAAAAAGAAAUGGUCCUAAAUUAAAUGUUUCAUUCUGUAAUCCAGUUUAUGUUUUGCAUGAAUAAUUUGAAAUUUCAAGUCAAAUAUCUAAUAAACAUCGUUAGUUGAAA
Messenger RNA from Daphnia pulex (common water flea), 1517 nucleotides. RefSeq names its product probable phosphoglycerate kinase (gene Pgk). The transcript is spliced from 7 exons. The record is from RefSeq and is a predicted model, not a curated record. Gene Ontology annotation, biological process: gluconeogenesis; glycolytic process. Lineage: Eukaryota; Metazoa; Arthropoda; Branchiopoda; Diplostraca; Daphniidae. Gene Ontology annotation, molecular function: ADP binding; ATP binding; phosphoglycerate kinase activity. Gene Ontology annotation, cellular component: cytosol. The coding region runs from base 82 to 1329 and encodes 415 amino acids.